Choloepus didactylus (southern two-toed sloth) is the source of this 2634-nucleotide messenger RNA. RefSeq names its product solute carrier family 37 member 2 (gene SLC37A2). The transcript has 18 exons. Gene Ontology annotation, biological process: glucose-6-phosphate transport; phosphate ion transmembrane transport. Gene Ontology annotation, molecular function: glucose 6-phosphate:phosphate antiporter activity. The record is from RefSeq and is a predicted model, not a curated record. Gene Ontology annotation, cellular component: endoplasmic reticulum membrane. The coding region runs from base 85 to 1590 and encodes 501 amino acids. Lineage: Eukaryota; Metazoa; Chordata; Mammalia; Pilosa; Megalonychidae.
GCAUUUAAACCCGCUGGCUGCAGCUGGGUGCCACCAGCCAGCCCUGCGCCCUCCUGCGCCCGCUUCGGGUACCGGCUGGGCAAGAUGCGCUCCUCUCUGGCUCCGGGUGUCUGGUUGCUGCGCGCCUUCUCCAGGGACAGCUGGUUCCGGGGCUCCAUCCUCCUGCUCACCUUCCUCAUUUACACCUGUUAUCACAUGUCCAGGAAGCCCAUCAGUGUUGUCAAGAGCCGUCUGCACCAGAACUGCUCGGAGCUGAUCAGACCCAGCAAUGACACCCAUAGCAUCAACGACACCACGUGGUGCAGCUGGGCUCCAUUUGACCAGGACAACUACAAGGAGCUGCUGGGUGCCGUGGACAAUGCCUUUCUCGUGGCCUACGCCAUCGGCAUGUUCAUCAGCGGGAUUUUUGGGGAGCGGCUCCCCCUCCGUUAUUACCUGGCAGCCGGAAUGCUGCUCAGUGGCCUUUUCACCUCCCUCUUUGGCCUGGGAUAUUUCUGGAACAUCCACAUGCUCUGGUACUUUGUGCUCAUCCAGAUCUGCAAUGGACUCGUCCAGACGACAGGCUGGCCCUCCGUGGUGACCUGUGUUGGCAACUGGUUCGGGAAGGGGAAGCGAGGGCUCAUCAUGGGCAUCUGGAAUUCCCACACGUCUGUGGGCAACAUCCUGGGCUCCCUGAUUGCCGGCGUCUGGGUGAACGGGCAGUGGGGCCUGUCGUUUGUUGUGCCUGGAGCCAUCACUGCCGCCAUGGGCAUCUUCACUUUCCUCUUCCUCAUUGAAUACCCGGAAGAUGUGGACUGCACCCCUCCUCAGCAUCAUGGUACACCAGGCGAGAGCCAGGACAACCCCGAGGACUCUGGGACUGGCCCCUGCUCUGGCAAGGAGAGCAGCCUGGAGUCCACUGCCCAGUGCCCCAAGGAGACAAGGGCCAAGCCUGCUGCCAUCAACUUCAUCGGGGCACUCCGGAUCCCGGGCGUGAUCGAGUUCUCUUUGUGUCUGCUCUUUGCCAAGUUGGUCAGUUACACCUUCCUCUACUGGCUGCCCCUCUACAUCUUCAAUGUGGCUCACUUCAGUGCCAAGGAAGCUGGGGACCUAUCCACACUCUUUGACGUUGGCGGCAUCAUAGGCGGCAUCUUGGCGGGGCUCGUCUCGGACUACACCAGCGGCAGGGCCACCACCUGCUGCGUGAUGCUCGCCGUGGCCGCCCCCAUGAUGUUCCUUUACAACCACAUUGGCCAGAAGGGGGUGACCAGCUCCAUAGUCAUGCUGAUUGUCUGUGGAGCCCUGGUCAAUGGCCCUUACGGGCUCAUCACCACUGCCGUCUCUGCUGACCUGGGGACUCAUAAGAGCCUGAAGGGCAACGCGAAAGCACUCUCUACCGUCACGGCCAUCAUCGACGGCACAGGCUCCAUAGGUGCAGCCGUGGGGCCUCUGCUGGCUGGCCUCAUUUCCCCCACAGGCUGGAACAAUGUCUUCUAUAUGCUCAUCGUGGCCGACAUCCUGGCCUGCUUGUUUCUCUGCCGCUUGGUGUAUAAGGAGAUCCUGGCCUGGAAGGCGUUGCUGAGCAGCAGCCAAAGUUAUAAAGAAAUGUGAGGCCCCCCUCAUUGGAAGAAAGACAUGGAGGGCCCUGUCUGGGUCCCCAAAGUGCUCCCCAUGGGAGAGACUAUGGAAACUUCCAUAGAUGGGUGAGGCGAAGCCUCUCGACCCAACGCCAGCCCAAGGGGUUCAGUCUCCGUGGGAAGGGGACAGCCAAGCAGGAGGAGAUGGAAGAUUAAAGGACCUGAUCUCUGGGAACUGCAAGCAGAAGACAUCAGAGCCGAGCGGUGUCUCCGUCUUUGUAAGGGAAGGCAUGUUCCUGCCCUUUCGUGCUUGCUCAGAUUCUGAGACUGAAAGCAGAGGCCCUAGGGAGCCAAGACCUGGAAGAAGUGCACUUUUCCUUCCCAUAUUAAAUUGUAAUCUCUUGUAACAGCCUGUUCCUGUAGCUAUAGGUGGUAUCUUGCCUCAUUUCCAAAGAGCCACUCCUCUUUGUACUUCCCCAAGUUGGACCCUCUCCGUCAACCCUCUCCGUAGUCCUGUUUAUAACUCCCUGCAUUUGGAUUUAAAUGUUAUUGCUUAUCCUCCAGGGUCAGGACUAGGGAGGCCCCAGGGUGCAACAUUUAAGAAGGCACUUGCUCUCAGGCUCGUCCACAUGCCAGCCCUGAGGUUGCCUCUGUGCCUCACCCUAGUCCCAGCCCUGUGAUGUCCUCAGUGGAAGAAAACAUUGGGGCCAGUGCUGGGGAGGAUGGGGGUCUGACUCAAAAUGCUAGUGUCUGCAGUAAGUAUGCUGAUACCCAAGGGCCAGUGGUUACUGAGUGCUCAGUGUACGGCCUGCUCUAGGAUGGAAGUAGACAGUGGACACGGAAAAAGGACUCAGAUCGUGGGCACAAGCGGCCAGGGUGGCAGGACCUGUGAGCCAUGAGAGGGCUGCCUGGUUUGUUCCGGCAGCUGUCCCCUGUGCUACCCAGUGUUCCUGACCCACUUACUCUGAAAGUAUCUAUCCCCCCCACCUCCGAACCUGGAUUCCUACAUGCCAGGCUGGCUCUUAGCACUUUCCUCUGACCCUAAAACCAUUCUCAGCAACACAGAUUUCCUUUUUGC